Messenger RNA from Osmia lignaria (orchard mason bee), 2423 nucleotides. It is a transcript of the gene Arp3, whose product is annotated as Actin-related protein 3. The record is from RefSeq and is a predicted model, not a curated record. Lineage: Eukaryota; Metazoa; Arthropoda; Insecta; Hymenoptera; Megachilidae.
UACGCGCUGCUUAAAGGAUGCGUGUGCUUUAUUUCUAAAAGGAGGUGUGGUUGAAAGUUGAAAGUGGUGAGUCAAAUUUAAGAAUUGUGAUUAGAGUAACUUUGCGUAAGAUAAAAGUGAAAAACGAUCGAAACAGAAAAGAAAAAUGCUCGGCCGGCUUCCUGCAUGUGUAAUCGACGUAGGCACGGGGUAUACAAAAUUGGGUUUUGCAUUCAAUAAAGAACCUCAACUUAUGAUACCAUCUGCUAUUGCAAUUAAAGAAACAGCAAAAGUUGGAGAUAAUAAUGCUAGAAGAGUUACUAAAGGAGUUGAAGAUUUAGAUGCAUACAUCGGAGAUGAAGCUUUUGAAGCUACUGGAUAUUCUGUAAAAUAUCCAGUUAGGCACGGACUAGUGGAAGACUGGGAUUUAAUGGAAAAGUUUCUGCAACAAUGUAUCUUUAAGUAUUUAAGGGCAGAACCUGAAGAUCAUUAUUUUUUACUUACGGAGCCGCCAUUAAACACUCCUGAAAAUCGUGAAUACACAGCAGAAAUAAUGUUCGAAUCAUUUAAUGUACCAGGUCUUUACAUCGCUGUACAAGCAGUAUUAGCAUUAGCUGCAUCUUGGACAGCUAAGAGCGUAGAAAAUAGAACGCUAACUGGUGUUGUUGUCGACAGUGGAGAUGGAGUGACUCAUGUAAUUCCUGUUGCAGAAGGUUUCGUUAUUGGAAGCUGUAUAAAACAUAUUCCUAUUGCUGGACGUGACAUUACAUAUUUUAUACAAAGUUUGUUAAGAGAGCGUGAAAUAGGAAUACCACCUGAGCAAUCUUUAGAAACAGCUAAGGCAAUAAAAGAAAAAUAUUGUUACAUAUGUCCUGACAUUUCAAAAGAAUUUGCUAAAUAUGAUAGUGACCCUACCAAAAUAAAAAAAUAUGAAGGUAUUAAUAGCAUUACAAAGCAGCCUUUUGUAGUGGAUGUUGGAUACGAAAGGUUUCUGGGACCCGAGAUAUUUUUUCAUCCUGAAUUCUCUAAUCCAGAUUUCACAACCCCGCUAAGUGAAAUCGUGGACGAUGUAAUACAGAAUUGUCCGAUAGAUGUAAGAAGACCUUUGUACAGUAACAUUGUAUUAUCGGGUGGUUCUACAAUGUUCAAAGAUUUCGGUAGACGGUUACAACGUGAUAUAAAACGAAUCGUCGAUGCACGUUUGAAGCUUAGCGAAACGUUAAGUGGAAGUCACAUCACGCCAAAACCUAUAGAUGUUCAUGUUAUAUCGCAUCAUAAACAGCGUUGCGCAGUAUGGUAUGGUGGUGCUUUAUUAGCAAGCGAUCCUGAAUUUUACACAGUUUGUCAUACCAAAAAAGCUUAUCAAGAGUAUGGUCCUGGUAUUUGCCGUUACAAUCCCGUAUUUCAUAGUAUGGUAUAAGUUAAGUGGAAAUACAAGUGGCAUUGGAAAAAAAAAUAAUCUUACCAUGGACCAAUGGUGAAAAUGUAACGUAAUUUACGGGUCCGUCAGUAAUUUAUUCAAUUUUUAACUUCGUUUUAUUUGCAAUGACAACAUACUUGGAAAGAUGAUACGGGUGUUUUUUACACUGUAACUGCAAAUUGGCAUAAGUACAAAAAAAACACCCACUAUUAUAUUAAUAAACGCACACGGAAAUGUUUUCAUGCUCAUUACAGAAAUAUGUAAUAUUUAUGUAAAUACACAUUUACAUUUAAUAAAAAUACAGGGAAAAAUCACUCAAUAAAAAAUUAAAAUAUGUACUUUGUUAGGAAUGGUAAGAAUAUAAUAUAAAGCAAUUGUAUAGACCUGUACAUAAAAUACGUUUACUUAAAAAUAAUAAUUCUUUUGUUUACUAAAUCACAUUCACGAAAUAUUUUAUAUCAUCCUGCAUAAUAUUAGUUCACGGCCAAAACUCGCACGAUAAUAAGUAAUUUUGCUUAUAUAAUUCUUUCAACAAUAUAAUUUAUUUAUUACUGUUUAUAUACAAUAUCCCUUUCACUUAUUUACAACAUUUAAAGACUGAAUACACGAUGAUAUUUUCACAGAAAUUCAUAAAAAUUAUAACAAAAACUGUAAGAUUGUACAAAUAACGGGAUGCACAAUCUCGUGUAUAGAAUACAAUCGAAAUAUACUAAAUUUUGAAUACACAGGCAACUCUAUUACAAUAAUAAUAGCAGUAAUAAUAAAAAAUAACCGUAAUUUUACAUGAUUCAUGAUUAAAUAGUACAUGUGUACGUAUAUGUGUGUAUAUAUAUAUAUAUGUGUGUGUAUAUAUUACCUGACACAAAAUAUUUGUAAAUGUAUCUUCACAAAAGUAACUCUAAUAUUUUAAAAAUGUGUUUAUAAGUAUCAUUUCCAUUCUUCCAUUUAAAUAUAAAAUUUAUAUACUUCAUUUCUUUACAGUGUAAUCAGCAAUAGAUCUUACGCUUGUUCAUUGUUAUCGUAA